Molecule: messenger RNA, 4937 nt
Organism: Triplophysa dalaica
Lineage: Eukaryota; Metazoa; Chordata; Actinopteri; Cypriniformes; Nemacheilidae
Product: constitutive coactivator of PPAR-gamma-like protein 1 homolog
Exons: 17
Coding region: 263-3409 (1048 amino acids)
Cellular component (GO): nucleus
Source: RefSeq, a predicted model, not a curated record
UCACACCAGAUACAUCCAGAACGCAGACAUGGCUCCGUAAAGGUGCACAUGGCGGCUAACAGCCAUGAACCAAAAAACAACUCACCAAAAACUACAGAUGCAUCUCCGAUCUGAUUGAUUUUCGACCGAUCAAUAUACACAUCCGUCGCAAUAUCUCUUCAAUCCGGUUUUCAAUACUCGGGAGAAGCUGCUCGCAACUCUCUCCAUAUCCACCAGACAAUUUCAGUAAUAACAGUUAAUAUCACACCCCGAGGCAGCAGUUAUGGGUGUGCAAGGUUUCCAGGAGUACAUCGAGAAGCAUUGCCCUAACGCCGUGGUGCCGGUGGAGCUCCAGAAGCUCGCGCGAGGAAGUCUAGUCGGCGGCGGCCGGCAGAGACCCCCUCAAACUCCGCUGCGGUUGCUUGUGGACGCCGAGAACUGUCUGCACCGGCUGUACGGAGGAUUUUACACCGACUGGGUGAGCGGGGGCCAGUGGAACCACAUGCUCGGGUAUCUCGCGGCUCUCGCUAAAGCCUGUUUCAACGGCAACAUCGAGCUGCUAGUGUGCUUUAAUGGCGCCCUGGAAAAAGGCCGCCUCCACGAGUGGGUCAAGCGACAGGUGAACGAGAGGCAGACCGCUCAGCAGAUCAUCAGCCACGUCCAGAACAAGGGAACCCCGCCGCCCAAGGUCUGGUUCUUGCCUCCGGUGUGCAUGGCCCACUGCAUCCGCCUGGCGCUCCUCAGGUUUCGUAUCGGGGUUGUCCAGACCACCGAGGACCAUCACCAGGAAGUAAUUGCCUUAUUCAGAGAAAAUGGGUUCCAUGGUUUGGUGGCCUAUGAUUCUGACUACGCCCUGUGCAACAUCCCAUACUACUUUAGUGCUCACGCUCUGAAACUCAGCCGUAAUGGCAAAAGCUUGACCACCAGCCAAUACCUGAUGCACGAAGUUGCCAAGCAGCUUAAUCUCAAUCCAAAUCGUUUUAUCAUAUUUGCUUCACUUUUAGGUAAUCACAUACUGCCUGAUGAAGACUUGGCUGCCUUUCACUGGAGUUUACUAGGUCCUGAGCACCCUUUAGCAUCCUUGAAGGUCCGUGCUCACCAGCUUGUCCUUCCUCCCUGUGAUGUCGUCAUAAGGGCCGUGGCCGACUAUGUCCGCAGCCUACAAGAUGUCAGUGACCUGGAGGCUAUUGCUAAAGAUAUAUUUAAGCACUCUCAGUCCAGAACAGAUGACAAAGUCGUACGUUUCAAACAAGCAGUGGAGUAUUACACCACCGCGAGCAAACCCCUCCACUUCCCGCACUAUUUAGUCAGACCAAAUCAGAUGGGAGGGCCAGCAGCACCACAGAUGCUUAACAUUCCACAGACCUCCCUUCCUGGCAAACCUGGGGUCCAGCAUUGCUUUUCUGGCCCUCCAAUGGGCGAAGACGCACAUGAAUUGGACGCAUCGGGUAAAGGGCUCCUAGAUCAGAACAACUACAGCAACAUUCCUCACGACGGGAAGGAGCACACGCCACUGUACGAGAGGUUGUCCCCCAUCAACCCGGCUCACGGCAGCAGCUCCAACCACGUGGAUCCGGCCUUCUUUACCACCUCCUCCACCUCGUCCUCUUCAGAGAAUGAGGAAAACACCGGCUCCACUGCCAAUCAUGUAAGUGACCAUAAGGGAUGGGACAAGCAGAGAAAUCAGAUGGACAACAUCCCAGAAGACAAUGGGGACCAAAACACAUCUGAUCCUUCUGUGACCUCCCCUGUCAACCAAGGCCUGGAGGUCAGAGAUCACGUAGGGGUCAACGCCCAGAUCCCAUCCCUUCUUUCGAUGCCAACGAGAAACCACAUGGAUAUUACAACUCCUCCUUUACCCCUGGUGGCACCUGAGGUGCUGCGGGUCGCUGAGCACAGACACAAAAGGGGACUCAUGUACCCGUACAUCUACCAUGUUCUCACCAAGGGUGAGAUUAAGCUAUCAGUCACCAUUGAGGAUGAAGCUAACAAAGACCUGCCCUCUGCGGUGCAAUUGUACCGGCCAAUCCGUCAGUAUGUUUACGGGGUUCUCUUUAGCCUCGCCGAGGCCAAAAAGAGGGCGGAGAGACUCGCCAUGAGAAGGAAUCGCCUUCCUGAAUAUCCAGCAGUGAUAAUAAAAGAAUGGGCGGCUUACAAAGGCAAAUCUCCACACACCCCUGAACUAGUGGAGGCUCUUCCCUUUAGAGAAUGGACCUGCCCUAACCUGAAGAAACUCUGGCUGGGCAAGGCAGUAGAGGACAAGAACCGGCGGAUGAGGGCUUUCCUGGCCUGUAUAAGGUCAGACACUCCAGCCAUGCUGAACCCUGCCAAUGUUCCCACCCCACUCAUGGUGCUAUGCUGCGUGCUACGGUUUAUGUUACAAUGGCCAGGAGUAAGAAUUUUGCGUCGUAACGAACUUGACGCUUUCCUAGCUCAAGCACUUUCUCCUAAACUUUAUGAGCCUGACCAGCUGCAGGACCUCAAGAUUGACAACCUGGAUCCACGUGGCGUUCAGCUGGCUGCUCUUUUUAUGAGCGGCGUGGAUAUGGCACUGUUUGCCAAUGACGUUUGCGGGCAGCCCAUUCCCUGGGAGCACUGCUGUCCGUGGAUGUACUUUGAUGGCAAGCUGCUACAGAGUAAACUCAUCCUGGCCAACAGGGACAAGGCCCCCCUCAUUGACCUCUGCGAUGGUCAGACGGAGCUGGUUGCCAAGGUGGAGAAGAUGCGGCAGAGUAUCCUAGAGGGUCUAAACUUCUCUCGGCCACCCCUGCCCAUCACGUUCCCCCCUCCUCCUCCACACGCUAUGCCUUUCUACCCUCCCAACAGCACCUUCUACCCUCCACCACCUCUGCCCCCAUUGCAGGGUAGAGGCAGGCGCAUACCUGUAGGUCUUCAAGCCAUGUCCUCACAGGGUGGUAAGCUUGAGAUCGCAGGCACAGUAGUUGGUCAGUGGGCUGGAACUCGUCGUGGAAGAGGAAGAGCUCCUUUUCCCAUACAGGUGGUGUCAGUUGGUGGACCAAACAGGGGCCGUCCAAGAGGUGUGAUUUCCACUCCUAUUAUAAGAACCUUUGGUCGAGGAACUAAAUUCCACACGAGAGGUUUUAAGAGUCAAGGAACAUACCAGACCAUGCCAUCAUAUGUUGCCUCAACCAAUGACGUGUUUAAAGACAAAAAGAAGCCCAAGCUGGUGGAUAAAACCGCACAUCUGACCUCCGAAGGGUCCACGGCAGCAGAGAAUGGCUUGGAGGGUAAAGAAGCAGACCAGCUCGAUGGAAACAUAGGGGAAAGCGCCCCUAACCAACCUGAAAGUGCCUUUAGCAACGAAUCUAAAAUGUGCAAUACAAAUCCUCAUUUAAAUGCACUAAAUGAAGACAGUGAGGCCCACAGAGAUGAAGCUCUAGGAGCUGCUGUCUUAAAAACAGAAGAGUAAAACUAUUUUUAUAGAGAGGGUGAUGGUUGAUGGAGGAUUGACGGAAGGUUAAAAGUUAGGGAAAAUAUGGAAGGAUGAAGGCCUACAGUCGGUGUACAUUUUUCCUCUCCGAGAGCUCUACAUGAGGACUUUGAAAUUGUUGAAAUCCCUCUAUGAUGUCAACAAGUAAAAACCAGAAGUAAACCAGACGAGUAAACAAGUCAUAUAGGGAAUUUAACCAGUUUAAUGAUGAAAGACUGUGUUCUCCCUCGUCACUGAUAGGAUGUGUUUCAAACUGGUUACAUGAAUUUAUUUUACUCUAUGAAACUUCAGAAAUCGAAAUACUAAUUUUCACUUGCCAGUCUUUUAGUUUAGUAAGAUGAGAUCCAAGUACCAGUACUAGGCACCAUAUAUAGCCUAUAAUUGCAUCGUAAUUGAGUUUGUAUUGUCACAGUAAAUGCUUUUUUAUUGUUUGAGGACGUUAAACUCACAAUUGACAAAAAACAAGAACACUUUUCUUGUGUCAUCACGUGGGUUUAUGCGUGUUUGAAAAUGUCCUGUUGUUUUGACACAAGUAACUAGUAUUAAUUCUGCAUCUUAAGUUCUGAUGAGUUCAAUAAGUCAUACAUUAGCGAUAUAUAAGUAAUAUGUCAAGAAAUGGUUAGAAAAAUCUGCAGAUGAUCUAUUGAAAAACACCAAUGUCUCUUGCCGUGUUAGAAGUCGCCAUGCAUCAGUGAUCAACGAUCAAUGUGAUUUCUUGAAUCGAAUAUAGAACAUUAGUGCAGCUGUCUCGGCUAGACUUUCUGCAUGGCUCACAAUAAUAAAAAAAAGGUGUGUAGUUAUAAUGCAUGUUGUCCUAUUUCUUCCUUCAUUACAAAUACUGUGCCCAUCUGCAAAAUUUUAAAAAGGCUGAUAAUCCGUAAUAGUCCAUUAAAACUAUUAACUGUUAUUUGCUAUAACCUUAAGUUUAUUUUUGUGAUUUAUUGACCUCUGUUGUAUUUACUCAAAAACAUUAUCUAGCCACUUUAAAAAUAUUGUUAAUCCUGGUGUGAUCAUCACUGUAGACAUUAUUGUUCUCUGUUUCCGCAUUCACACUAGCAAACCAUCUCUGAAAAAAAUGAUGUCUAAAAAAUGGCUUUGAUCUUAAAAUCUCCCCCUUUUCUUAGCUCGGGACAAGUUCGCGAAACAUUUGACCCUCCCGUUCGAGAGUUUAGCCUAAGCAAGUAUCUUGUAAUCAUUUUGAUGUUUACUUUAGUGUUUUCGGAACGUAUUGUACUAAGAAUCAUUACUUCUCCAUCUAAUCCUCCUGAUGCUUUCCAUUGCACAUUAGUGAUCAGAAAUAUGGUGUAUUCCCCUCAGCCCCCUGCCGCAAGUCUAAGUAGGUUACCUUGAUGUAAGUUGAUCGGAGUUUCUUCCUAACUCGUGGGUUGUAAAGGAAUGAACUACUGUUGGGUUUGAGUGACUGUUGAUGGAUUGUGGUGUGUUGUAUUUGAAAGAAAUUGAAUGCAACUUACAAUGCUUAAUAAAAGUCUUUAUUCUUUUAGAAUAA